GAAUCCAAACAAGUGAAAGUUCGUGCUAGCCCCCAGACUUGGUGGAGUCUGUGUGAGCCGUGGGAUCAGCUUUCCCUGCUGCAGCUGUACAAAGCUUUAAUCUGUGGAUAAAAGGGCCAUCGAUCGAAUAAGAUGAGCUAAAUCCGGAAAGAGAGAGAAGCUGGAGCUGACAAGUAUGGCCAGGGCUCGCCUGAUUGUAUACGAUUUUCUUAUGUCCUUCAUGUGGGUAUGGUCUGGUAUUUUGGUGAAGAUGUUUGUGAGCAAGGCUUUAGGGAUGGGUAACCAACCCAAGGCUGAGAUCUUGAAGGGUGCUUUCUCCAUUAUCAACAUGUUCUUCUUUGCAUUCUUGGGGAAGAUUACUAAAGGAGCCGCUUACAAUCCUUUAACCGUUUUCUCUUCUGCCGUUUCUGGGGAUUUCAGCCACUUUCUUUUCACUGUUGGGGCCAGAAUUCCUGCCCAGGUAAUUGGAUCUAUUACCGGGGUUAGGCUCAUUAUUGAGACCUUUCCUGGAAUAGGACUUGGGCCUCGUUUGAAUGUUGACAUCCAUCGAGGUGCACUAACGGAAGGAUUCUUGACAUUUGCAAUUGUCAUCAUCUCACUUGGGCUUGCUAGAAAGAUCCCUGGUAGUUUCUUCAUGAAGACAUGGAUUACUAGUGUCUCUAAGUUAGCUCUUCAUAUUCUUGGCUCUGAUCUGACCGGUGGAUGUAUGAACCCUGCCUCUGUGAUGGGAUGGGCAUAUGCUCGUGGAGAUCAUAUCACGAAGGAGCAUAUACUUGUAUACUGGCUUGCUCCAAUAGAGGCAACUUUGUUGGCAGUCUGGACUUUUAGGUUGGUAGUUAAGCCAAUAACAGAGGAGAAAGAAAAAGUAAAAGCUAAAUCUGAGUGAGUCUCUUUGUUUUCAUUUUUUAUAUUUAUUUUUGGAAAUUCAAUUCACUAAUAUUUGAGUUCAAGAGCAGGCAAAUGUUUGUAAAAUUCAAGGAUUGAAGAAAAUUCAAUCUGUUUUUGCCUGGAUCUCUUUGGUUCAGAAACCUGUUUAUAAACAGUUUUACUUAUUUGUUUUUUGUAAAAUCUAUCUCCUAGUUGAUCUUACAUGUGCCACAUUUCCUGGUAA
This is a messenger RNA of Theobroma cacao (cacao), 1111 nucleotides long. RefSeq names its product small and basic intrinsic protein 2;1 (gene SIP2;1). NCBI's taxonomy places the organism in Eukaryota, Viridiplantae, Streptophyta, Magnoliopsida, Malvales, Malvaceae. Gene Ontology annotation, cellular component: membrane. The record is from RefSeq and is a predicted model, not a curated record. Gene Ontology annotation, biological process: transmembrane transport. Gene Ontology annotation, molecular function: channel activity.